Molecule: messenger RNA, 3338 nt
Organism: Seriola aureovittata
Lineage: Eukaryota; Metazoa; Chordata; Actinopteri; Carangiformes; Carangidae
Gene: rskrb
Product: ribosomal protein S6 kinase related b
Exons: 13
Coding region: 702-2063 (453 amino acids)
Biological process (GO): protein phosphorylation
Molecular function (GO): ATP binding; protein serine/threonine kinase activity
Source: RefSeq, a predicted model, not a curated record
AUCCUGCUUGGGGUUUUCUAGUGAUUUAAAUGAGUAAAAUUAGGAUGAGGCCAGAGUCAUUAUGUCCCAAAAUUAACUGCUAAUACCACAAACAUGCAUGAAUUUGUAUUUGAUGUUGCUCUGUGGGGUUUCACAUGUUAAGGCAGCAGAAAUUAUGUAUGCACUGGUUUAUUUUUAGACCAAGUGAACUGAAAAAUUGAAUUGAGAUGUCGAUGGAAGAUGUAUCAUCUUGCACCACACAAUGCACUCAUAGCAUUAUUGCUGCCUGUAUUUGUCUGUUCUCUGCAAACUAUGCCCCCCUCCCAAAAAAAAAAUAGUACAAAAGAUAAUAGAAAUAAAAUGCCACUUACUCUUGGAUACUAUAGGUCUACAGCUCUGGUUACAGCAGGGGGAGCUGAACUCCACCAGGUUGCAGUCUCAUUGGAUGGCAAAGAUGUGGGCGGAUUUGCGCUGACGUUGCCCAUACUCGGGAUUAACUUGUUUUUAUGUCGCCAUAUCUAUCACAUGUUGUUCAGGAUGCCCCGAUCACCUGCAGAUCGUUGAUAAAGAGUGUUUGUUAGCUUUCUACAAGUCUGAAAUUAGUCUGUGUGUUGUGCAUGUGACUGCGGACUGGGCUGCCGUGAGGGCGCGCGGUGCAAUGUGAGCGGCUGGAUGAGGAGCAGACGUCGCACUGAGGUUAGUGUCGAUGUCCUGUCACACUGAUGGGGGCCGACGGCAGUAAAAACAGGAAGAGGCCCACCGAAGGGCAGGAGGAUGAGCACUUCCCAUCUGGAUGGCGUGGCUUCCUCUCGAGCAUGGGUCUGUCUAUCCCAGCAGGCCUCUGUCGCUUGGCCCCAACUGCCCUGCGUCUGGGCCAGCGUCGAAUGCUCCAAGGCAAGUCCCCUGACAUCCCAGAACACGUCCUGAGGUUGGCAGGAGUUGGACCAGACAAGCUAAGAGCAGAAUGGAGUCUGCCAGGGUUUAUUAUCAUGUUCCUGCCCGAAUUUCCCCACAGAACUGUGCCUGGGCAUGAGCACUUUCAGGUGUUGGGUUACAUCGCCAAAGGUUCCUUUGGACCCAUUCUGAAGGUGAAGGACAAGGCCAAACAGAAAACAUAUGCUGUCAAAGUUAUACCUAAAUCAGAGAUUCUGAGGCUCGGGGUCUUGGAGCAGUCGAAAGAAGAAGUUAUUGUCCAGCGUCAGGUACGUCACCCUUUUGUCCAUGACCUCGAGGACUGCUGGCAGACACAGCGCCACCUCUACAUUAUGUGCGACUACUGCAGCACAGGAGACCUGUACACCUACUGGCAGAUGAUCGGUCAGUUCACAGAGGACACCAUACGAGUGUUUGCAGCGGAGUUGGGAUGUGCGCUCGGCUUUCUGCAUGACUUUGGAAUCAUCCAUAGAGAUGUGAAGAUGGAGAAUAUCCUGCUGACAGACAACGGACACCUCCGCUUAGCUGACUUUGGUUUGUCCCGUCGCCUGGAGAGAGGAGGACGAGCCUUUACUAUCUGUGGAACAAUCCAAUAUAUGGCCCCAGAGGUGCUGAGUGGGGGACCCUAUAACCACGCAGCUGAUUGGUGGUCACUGGGAAUUCUGCUUUUCUCAUUGGUUACUGGGAAGUUCCCUGUGCCUCCAGAACCAGACCACUGCUGCAUGCUGAGGAAAGUGAGGGGGUUUCCCUACGAAAUGCCCCUUAGCUUCAGCCCCCCAUUUGCCUUGCUAAUAACUGAGCUUUUAUGCAAGACUCCCUCCCGCCGCCUGCGGACCCUCGAUCGUUUCAAACGCCAAACCUUCUUCUAUGGAACAACUUUUGACCUCACUCUGCUGCAGCGUCAGCCUGUGGAGGUGAUUCUGGAGCUGAGAGAGAGACCGGACCGAGCCGCCAAAGCUCGACGAGGACUCACUUUGUCUCUGCAGCCUCUAAAAGGCUUCGACUAUGACUCACUGCUCAGCCCUCCGGCCACGCCAGACACACAGUUGGAUGUCGACACACAAACACACACAGUUGCACCGCUGCCAGGCCCGGCGCACCUACUGCAGCCUGCUCAGGAAAAAGGUCCACGCAGAGAAGUGUUUGUGUGACGGACUUUGAGUUUACAGUAUGAUUACUAACACGCUAAAGGUAAAGGCCUAAAUAAAUGUACUUCUCACACUUAUUCACCCUUACACACAGGUGUGGUGCGCCUUGUAAAACGUCUUAUUUAGAAAAAGCCAAAAUAGCUGAUUAUGAUUUUAUUGGAUCUAUAGUUUAGAAGGGAAUUAUUUAGUUGAGUAAAAAACACCACUUCUCCACUUAUUGGCAAGUUUUAUCUUUCUUUUUUUGUGAUGUGCUGAGCGCUAUUUUUUUCUUAUUUUUACUUGUUUGCCUUGCUCCAAUGAGCACCUUUUCAAGCCUACUGUAUUUGCUCAACAGUUGUGCAAGAAAGAUUUCACUAUUGUCCAUCUACUACAGUUUUCCAGUGACUGGUCAUGGUUGCCCUGUUAGUACAUAAUGUACGACUGCUAUCAAACUCACACCACAUGGAAAAGUCAUGCUGGUUGAAGACAAUGCACCAAAUUCCUUUUUUUUCUCAAGAAGUUGUAUGUAGUUAAGUAGACAUCCAACCAAAACCACAAAGUGAGUGUAUUUUUGAGCUUCUGCCUUUGUUUUCAUGUUACAUGAUUAUGAAAACCAUGCAACAAAGUAGACAGAAGAAACUAAUUUCCUCAUGCUGUUGAAGCAGGCAAUAAGAUUAUGCUAUGAUCUUUAUUUAAAAAUACAUUCUCUACCUUUUUUCAUGCUCUGAUACGACCUUUCCCAAACUGCCUAAAUUCUGCUGCAGCAGAAACACCUCUCCUCCUGCACUAUGUAAAAAUCAUGCAAGCAUCACAACAUCAGAUCAAGAUGUGUACACCUUCAACGUCUACUUUAUCAUUUAUAACCUGCGACUCAGGGGGAGCAAUCACUGGUUUUCCCAAGUCAGCCUUGAUUUUGAUUCCAGGACAGCUGUACAGGUGUGAGCUGGGACUGUGAGGGUUGAUUGAACAACAGUGUUGUUUAUCCCCAGUUAACAUUUUGAUAGAUACAGGGCUUUUUCUAUUGUCCAAGGCUGCCGUAACCCUAGCCAGUAAUCACACCUUCAAGCACUUUCCUGAUCAUCAGAUUAUAUUAUGAUUUUGUAAAGCCCUGAUGUGUACCCAGAAUGCCUCACACAUGUGAUCCUGAGCUUGCUUUUUUUUGUCAGAAAAAUAUUUAUAAAUUCCUCUUUACAAAGUUUAUAUGAAUAUUUUGAAUGCUAUUUGAUGUUAUAUGUUAUGUUAUGAUGUAUUUUUGUAAUUUACAUGUAGCACAGAUGGAAUAUUAAACUCUUACAGUGA